Nakaseomyces glabratus is the source of this 1095-nucleotide messenger RNA. RefSeq names its product putative serine/threonine-protein kinase PPG1 (gene PPG1). Gene Ontology annotation, cellular component: FAR/SIP/STRIPAK complex. The record is from RefSeq and is a predicted model, not a curated record. Gene Ontology annotation, molecular function: protein serine/threonine phosphatase activity. Lineage: Eukaryota; Fungi; Ascomycota; Saccharomycetes; Saccharomycetales; Saccharomycetaceae.
AUGGAGCUGGAUGAGUGUUUGGAGCGGUUGUACCGGGGCCAGUUGCUGCCGGAAGUGACAGUGCAGGCGCUAUGCUUCAAGCUGAAGGAGUUGCUGGUGCGGGAGUCCAAUGUGAUACACAUCCGGACGCCUGUGACUGUGGUUGGGGACAUGCAUGGGCAGUUCCACGACAUGCUGGAAAUAUUCGAGAUAGGCGGGAGGGUGCCCGACACCAACUACCUUUUCCUAGGUGAUUAUGUGGACCGUGGGCUGUACAGCGUAGAGACGAUGAUGCUGCUCGUGGUUUUGAAGCUGCGGUAUCCGAGCCGGAUACACCUGCUGCGCGGAAACCACGAGUCCCGGCAGAUCACGCAGAGCUACGGGUUCUACACGGAGUGUCUUAACAAGUACGGCGGUAGUCCCAAAGUGUGGCAGUACAUCACUGAUCUCUUCGAUUACUUGGUGCUGUGCUGUAUUAUAGACGACGAAAUAUUCUGCGUGCACGGCGGGCUGUCACCAAACGUACAGACUAUCGACCAGAUUAGAAUUAUAGACAGAUUUAGGGAGAUCCCGCACGAUGGCGCAAUGGCCGACCUUGUAUGGUCCGAUCCCGAGGACGAUGAGAAGAUUCUGGACAAGAGCCCCUCGGACCUCGAUUACUACACUGCACACUUAUCAUCAUCACAGCACUUCCAGGUGUCUCCAAGAGGUGCAGGUUACACCUUUGGACGCAGCGUGGUAGAAAAGUUCCUGCACUCUAACAAUAUGUCAAGAAUAUACAGAGCUCACCAGCUGUGCAACGAAGGAUACCAGGUGUAUUUCAAUGGAUUGGUGACUACUGUGUGGUCAGCACCAAAUUACUGUUACAGGUGUGGCAACAAAGCCUCUAUCUUAGAACUCUACAGCAAGGAUAACUUCUACUUUAACGUCUUCGAAGAAGCACCCGAGAACAAACAGCUCAAUGAGAACGCUAAUCAAAUUAUAAACACUAAGGCUAUCCAGGACUACUUCGGCUCGAGUUCCAACCUUGAAAGCGAACCUACCCAAGUCGACUUAUUUUCGGAUGAAUACCAGGCAAAAUAUGCAAUGUCGAGGCACGUUGAGUAUUUUUUAUGA